AUGAACUCUCGCGAGGUUACUUUAGUUGCCACGGCAACUGUAAUUGGCGCCAUGGCCUCCGCAAUUGGUUUCCGCUUCUUCCGUCGCUCCCAAACCCGCCCUAAACCAUCCCAAAACGGCAUCAUUUCCUCUCCUAGAGACCCUUUCGACCCCUCUAAGCGAAAAGGAUACUUGUCUUGGGAUGACUAUUUUAUGGCAAUAGCGUUUUUGUCAGCUGAGAGAUCCAAAGACCCUAACAGGCAGGUUGGGGCUUGUUUGGUGAGUCAAGAUGGCAUAAUUCUUGGAAUUGGUUAUAAUGGGUUUCCAAGAGGUUGUUCUGAUGAUAACCUACCCUGGGCAAAGAAAUCCAGGACUGGGAAUCCUUUGGAGACAAAGUACCCUUAUGUUUGUCAUGCAGAAGUAAAUGCUAUUCUUAACACAAAUCAUGCCUCUGCUGCUGGACAACGGCUAUAUGUGACCAUGUUCCCCUGCAAUGAAUGUGCUAAGAUCAUAAUCCAGUCAGGAGUUUCUGAAGUAAUUUAUUUUGUGGAGAAGAGAUUAGAAAAUUCGGAUAUUGCAUAUAUAGCCUCUCACAAGCUACUUUCAUUAGCUGGUGUAAAGGUCAGGAAACAUCAACCACUGAUGAGUGAAAUUCAUCUGAAGUUUGAGGAGCACUAG
Messenger RNA from Sphenostylis stenocarpa, 657 nucleotides. NCBI's taxonomy places the organism in Eukaryota, Viridiplantae, Streptophyta, Magnoliopsida, Fabales, Fabaceae. The record is from the annotation of a GenBank genome assembly.